AUGGCACACUAUAAAGGAGCGGCAUCUGAGGCUGGCAGAGCUAUGCACCUCAUGAAGAAAAGAGAGAAAGCUCAACAAGAAAUAGAACUGCGUAAAAAGAAGAUUGAGGAAGAUUUAAAAAUGGUAAACAUUGAGAAUAAGUUCGCUACACACUACGAUGCCGUGGAACAACAACUGAAGAGUUCCACGAUUGGUUUAGUUACCCUUGAUGAGAUGAAAGCAAAACAAGAACACAUAGUCAGAGAACGAGAAAAGAAAUUAGCACAGAAGAAAGCAGAGAAAGAAAAGGAAAGGCAGAAGGAGAUCGAAGCUAAACAAGCACAGAAAAAUAAACAAAAGAGACAGAUCCAAGCACUUUCAUUUGAUUUGAAUGAGGAAGAAGAGGAAGAGGAAGAGAAGGAGGUGGAACCUGAUGCUGCAGAGGAGUCUUCAGCUGAUGAGAAACCACCAGUUGAGGAUAAAUCUUGGAGGGACAAAGAGGAACCAGUGUACAAAAAAAUUAAAAAGAAUCCAGAUGUGGAUACAUCAUUCCUGCCAGACAGAGAGAGAGAGGAAGCCGACUUGAAGUUACGAGAAGAACUCCGUUUAGAAUGGGUGAUGACACAAGCAAGCCUCAAAGAUGAGCCCAUCACAGUCACAUUCAGCUACUGGGAUGGAUCAGGUCAUAGACGAAAUGUUACCUUGAAAAAAGGUAAUUCCAUAUACCAAUUCCUUCAAAGAUGCCUUGAUACUCUGCGCCCUGAGUUCAGUGAACUGAAAACUGUGUCCGCAGACCAGCUUAUGUAUGUGAAAGAAGAUCUCAUUUUACCCCACCAUUACACAUUCUAUGAUUUUAUAGUUACUAAGGCCAGAGGAAAAAGUGGUCCUCUAUUCCAAUUUGAUGCUUCCGAUGAUGUCAGACUUGUAAACGAUGCCACACAAGAAAAACAGGAUUCCCAUGCCGGAAAAGUGUUACUGAGGUCCUGGUAUGAAAGAAACAAGCACAUCUUCCCUGCUUCUAGAUGGGAGCCCUAUGAUCCGACAAAAACAUAUUCCAAAUACACAAUCAAGGGAAAAUGA
Molecule: messenger RNA, 1059 nt
Organism: Spodoptera littoralis (African cotton leafworm)
Lineage: Eukaryota; Metazoa; Arthropoda; Insecta; Lepidoptera; Noctuidae
Source: the annotation of a GenBank genome assembly